AUGGACGCCGACGACUUAUUUAACGUCUUCGAGGAGGCUCCUACUGGAGCUCCUGCCCCAGAACCUCCCAAGCCUGAACAGUCGGAAAAGCCCCAACCCGAAAAGUCCAGAAAAAGACCGGCCUCAGAAGAACCAGUUCCUCAAGCCAAAAAGUCCAAAGAUAAGCCCAAGGAAAUCAAGCCAGUGGUGUCGGAUGCCGUAGAAAUCGAAGCCUCCCGUGAGGUUGCGAUCUCAAACGGCUUAAUCUCAAACGCCAAAGAGGAGGGCCAGUUGAAAUUGAAGCAUCAGGUCAGACAUCAGGUCGCCAUCCCACCAGACUACCCCUACGAGCCAAUUGGAUCCCACAAAAGAACCACCGAGGCCAGAACCUACCCGUUCACAUUGGAUCCAUUUCAGGACACUUCCAUCUCUUGUAUCGAUAGAAACGAGUCGGUGUUGGUGUCAGCGCACACCUCUGCUGGUAAGACUGUGGUUGCCGAGUAUGCCAUUGCCCAGAGUUUGAGAGACAAGCAAAGAGUCAUCUACACCUCGCCCAUCAAGGCAUUGAGUAACCAGAAGUACAGAGAAUUAUUGGCAGAGUUUGGUGACGUUGGUUUGAUGACUGGUGAUGUGACCAUCAACCCAGAUGCUGGGUGUUUGGUCAUGACUACUGAAAUUUUGAGAAGUAUGUUGUACCGUGGUUCAGAGGUGAUGAGAGAAGUUGCAUGGGUUAUUUUUGACGAAGUUCAUUACAUGAGAGACAAGUCCAGAGGUGUUGUCUGGGAAGAAACCAUCAUUUUGUUGCCAGACAAGGUUCACUAUGUUUUCCUUUCGGCCACUAUUCCAAAUGCUAUGGAGUUUGCUGAGUGGAUCGUUAAGAUACAUUCCCAACCAUGCCAUGUGGUCUACACUGACUUCCGUCCUACUCCAUUGCAGCACUACUUGUUCCCCUCAGGCGGAGACGGUAUUCACCUUGUGGUGGAUGAGAAGGGAUCCUUCAGAGAGGAAAACUUCCAAAAGGCUAUGGCAAGCAUAAGUGACGGAGCUGGCGACGACCCAUCUGCCGCUGAUUCAAAGGGGAAAAAAGGACAAACCUUCAAGGGUGGAAAUAAGGACGGAAAGUCCGAUAUCUACAAAAUUGUCAAGAUGAUCUACAUGAAGAGAUACAAUCCUGUUAUUGUUUUCUCAUUCUCCAAGAGAGACUGUGAGGCGUUGGCCUUGAAAAUGUCCAAAUUGGACUUUAACACAGAUGACGAGAGAGAGGCUUUAACCAAAAUCUACAACAACGCCAUUGAAUUAUUGCCAGAGCAGGACAAGGAGUUGCCCCAAAUUAAAAAUAUCCUCCCGUUACUUAGAAGAGGUAUCGGUAUCCAUCAUUCUGGUUUGCUCCCAAUUUUGAAGGAAAUUAUAGAAAUUUUGUUCCAGGAAGGUUAUCUUAAGGUUUUAUUUGCCACAGAAACAUUCUCCAUUGGAUUAAAUAUGCCUGCUAAAACCGUUGUUUUUACUUCUGUCCGUAAGUGGGAUGGUGUUGGAUUCAGAUGGGUUUCUGGUGGUGAGUAUAUUCAAAUGUCCGGUAGAGCUGGUCGUCGUGGUUUGGAUGACCGUGGUAUUGUUAUCAUGAUGAUUGAUGAAAAAAUGGAACCCCAAGUUGCUAAAGGAAUGGUUAAAGGUCAAGCUGACAGAUUAGAUUCUGCUUUUCAUUUAGGUUACAAUAUGAUUUUGAACUUGAUGAGGUUCGAAGGUAUUUCCCCUGAAUUCAUGUUAGAGAGUUCUUUCUUCCAAUUCCAAAACGCUUCUUCGGUCCCAAAGCUUGAACAAGAAUUGGAUCAAUUGAAGACCAAGAGUUCAGCUAUAGAAGUUGAGGACGAGCCUACUAUAAAGGAGUACUAUGACUUAAAGAAGCAGCUACAAUCUUACAAGGAAGACGUGAGAAAGGUAAUCACCCAUCCAGGUCAUAUCUUGCCAUAUUUGCAAGAAGGUAGAGUGGUUAAAAUUAAUGUCAAGGGUAUGGAUUACGGUUGGGGUAUGGUAACCUCGUUUACCAAAAGAGUCAACAAGAGAGAUCCAUCAGCUAUCUACAGUGACCAUGAAUCUUACUUGGUGACUGUUUUUGUGUAUUCAAUGUUCGUUGAUGCUCCAGUAAACCUCAUCAAGCCAUUCAAUCCUAGCUUUCCAGAAGGGAUCAGACCAGCAUUGGUAGGUGAAAAAUCUAGGGCUGAGUACAUCCCAAUCACUUUGGAUUCUAUUGAAUGCAUCAGUAGUGUCAGAUUGAAGGUACCUCAAGACUUGAAAAGCUCUGCCUCCAAGAAGACUUUAUUAAAGACCAUGAAGGACUUGCCAAAGAGAUUACCCAAGGGCAUUCCAUUGAUGGACCCAGUAACUAGUAUGAAGAUUGAAGACGAAGACUUCAAGUUGUUGUUGAGAAAGAUUGACGUUUUGGAAGCCAAGUUGAAUGGCAAUCCAUUACAUAACACUGCCAGACUUGAUGAAUUGUACUCAACUUACUCAUCCAAGGUUGAAAUCGAAGGAAAGAUGAAGGCAUUGAAAGAGAAGAUUUUGGAAACACAAGCCGUAAUUCAGUUGGACGAUUUGAGACACAGAAAGAGAGUGUUGAGAAGAUUGGAGUUCACUACCCAAAAUGACAUUAUCGAGUUGAAGGGACGUGUUGCCUGUGAAAUCAGUACUGGGGACGAGUUAUUGCUUACCGAGUUAAUUUUCAAUGGUAACUUCAACGACUUGAGUAGCGAGCAAUGUGCCGCCCUCUUAUCGUGUUUUGUAUUCCAAGAAAGAGCCAAGGAGGUUCCUAGACUCAAGCCCGAGUUGGCCGAGCCAUUAAAGACUAUGCAAGAUAUGGCUAGUAAGAUCGCUAAAGUGUUCAAAGAGUCCAAGAUCGAAAUUGUUGAGAAGGAGUAUGUUGAGUCGUUCAGACCAGAGUUAAUGGAAGUCACCUACGCUUGGUGCAAGGGGGCUUCCUUCACUCAGAUUUGUAAGAUGACCGAUGUUUACGAAGGUUCUUUGAUCAGAAUGUUCAAAAGAUUAGAAGAGCUUAUCAGACAAUUGGUGAUGGCUGCAAAAACCAUCGGUAAUGCAGAGUUAGAAGAAAAGAUGGAGAAGGCCAUGGAAAUGGUUCACAGAGACAUCGUUUCGGCUGGUUCCUUGUAUCUUUAA
Suhomyces tanzawaensis NRRL Y-17324 is the source of this 3147-nucleotide messenger RNA. RefSeq names its product ATP-dependent RNA helicase. Gene Ontology annotation, molecular function: ATP binding; RNA binding; RNA helicase activity. Lineage: Eukaryota; Fungi; Ascomycota; Pichiomycetes; Serinales; Debaryomycetaceae. The transcript has a single exon. The record is from RefSeq and is a predicted model, not a curated record. Gene Ontology annotation, cellular component: nucleus. Gene Ontology annotation, biological process: maturation of 5.8S rRNA; RNA catabolic process. The coding region runs from base 1 to 3147 and encodes 1048 amino acids.